Messenger RNA from Fusarium fujikuroi IMI 58289, 1605 nucleotides. RefSeq lists its product as uncharacterized. The record is from RefSeq and is a predicted model, not a curated record. The coding region runs from base 1 to 1605 and encodes 534 amino acids. Gene Ontology annotation, molecular function: ATP binding; protein kinase activity. Gene Ontology annotation, biological process: protein phosphorylation. NCBI's taxonomy places the organism in Eukaryota, Fungi, Ascomycota, Sordariomycetes, Hypocreales, Nectriaceae. The transcript has 2 exons.
AUGCUUGAUCCAGGGUCAAUCAUCGCUCUCACGCAAAUCACAUAUGAAGGCGCCAAACGAGCUGUAGACCUAGUCCUCACAGCGAUACACUUUCCCAAAGACUGCGAGGAGUUGUUUGUGCAGCUGAAGCUCGAGCAGUUCCGUCUGCAGUGCUGGGGUCGAAGUGCGGGGUUGGAGCAAGGCAGACUCAUCGAGGCUCUACAUCCGAUCUUCCCGGAGAUACGAAACGCACUUGACUGCAUAAGUGCACUUUUCCAGGACUUGAAUAAGUUACAGGCAAAGUUUGGUAUCGUGUCUACGUCUGUGGAGGAUGUAGGUCACAGGCAAAAGGAACUAGCGUACAAGUGGAAUGAAGAGCUACAUAAGCAGGGCCUAGCACUUUCUGCUCGUCUACGAUGGGCAUUAGGGAACAAGUCCAAGUUCCGCGAGUGCGUGGCCGAGCUGGAAAGGUACACCAACAAACUAAACCAACUGUUACCAGAGCGGCAGAGCCUUCAGUACAAACAAGACUGGACAAGAGUGAACAUAAUAAUCGUCGGAAAGGCCGACGACGAGCACACUGUUUCCCUCCUACGAAAUGCCCUCGAAGGAAGUCCGGCGAUGGAAUCAUCACUCCGAGGGCUGGUGGACAGAAAGUCAGUCGCUGCAGCUCCGAGUACGACAAACUUCCUCCGAGGCAACCCACAGCUAGACAUAAGUGCUUUCUCUAUGCGUCCGGGAAUCCGGGACAAGGACAGAUUUAUCACAACAAGUAAAACUACUGGUGAGCUGGUUGUCUUUGAAAAGAAGUCGUGGGAUGAUGAACGGUCCAUGGCCAACCGCUCUAAACUCCAAAUGCGGCUUGGCCGACUUGUUGCGAUGCUCCGUCCAGGCAGAAGUGACUGCAUCUUGAAAGCCAUUGGUUUCGCAGAAGAUGAAAUCAGUAAAUGUUGGUGGAUCGUGUAUGAGAUGCCCUCUUUCAUAUCAAUGAAUCCUAACCUUCGUGUCAUGACGCUUCACGAGCGGUUGGGGCGUCAAUCUUUCCAUCUGGCUCCCCUCGAAGUUCGGAUGAAACUCGCCUUCUCGCUUGCAUCAGCAUACUCAGAGCUUUUUAGCAGUGGCUGGGUUCACAAGGCUAUUAGCAGCCACAGUAUCGUGUACUUUGGUCCUUACACUGAUAUACUUCGUCCUUCUGUUGUCGGUUUCGAAUUUUCUCGUCAGGACACCGAAGAGUCAAACGUUGAUGCCGCCAAGGCGCCGGCACAAGUCGAAAGGAGCAUCUACCGACAUCCUGAUUAUAUCGGUAGCGAGGCAAUGAGAUACAAGACGCAAUAUGACAUUUAUUCGUUCGGCCUCGUGCUGAUAGAGAUUGCGUUCUGGCAGCCACUAAAGGAUGUCUGUCCUUACGCCAAGGGGGAUAUCUUUGGCAAAGAAGAGGCCAAGAAUGUACAGAAAUGGGCAGUUCAUGUUGCAGACACACAGUUUGCUUUCAGAGUUGGUACUGCGUAUGCCAAUGUUGUGAGCUGGUGUCUCAAGAGUGGAGCGAGAGUUAGCAAAGACCAAGAGGACUGGCAUCCAGCUUUGGCGUUCAAUGACCAUGUUGUUGUCCCACUUUCUAGAGUAUAA